This is a messenger RNA of Setaria italica (foxtail millet), 2213 nucleotides long. RefSeq lists its product as uncharacterized. NCBI's taxonomy places the organism in Eukaryota, Viridiplantae, Streptophyta, Magnoliopsida, Poales, Poaceae. Bases 79 to 1899 code for a protein of 606 amino acids. The record is from RefSeq and is a predicted model, not a curated record. The transcript has 4 exons.
CACAAGCAAGAUCAAAGAAACAUAGAUCACCUGUAGAUUCACUAGUUCCAUACUUUUACAUAGAAAAAGAAAAAUUACAUGAUGGGUGUGUCAGCAGCAUUGGCGUGCCUCCUUUGCACACUCCUGCUGUCAGAGGCCACGACCACCGGUACUGCGGAGACCGUGAAAUUGACAACCACCCCAAUCUUCCCUCAAAUCCCACGGGGCCAGACAAACAAAGACUUCCAGGUCCUGGUGCGCCUCGAGGCGCCACCGGCGGCGGGUCACCAUGGGCGGGUCCCCAUCGACCUCGCCGUGGUGCUCAACGUCGGCGGCGGCACGGCGAGCAGGCUGGAUUCCGUGAAGAAGGCCGUCCUGUUCAUCAUCAGGCAGCUCCACGACGACGACCGUCUUGCCGUCGUCGGGCCGGCCAACAACCGGCUCUUCGGAGAGACUGCCACCGGGUUUCUCGACAUCCGUGAUGGCCGGCGUCAUGCAGAAAGCUCAGUGAACAAGCUACAGCCCCGUGAUGGCCAUUCUCAGCAAGCUUCUGGGUUGAAGGAGGCCAUCAAGAUGCUUUCGGAACUUCCGGCGAGCUCGAGCAGCCGCGCGAGCUUCAUCAUCUUGGUGACGGACACGAAGGAGAGCAGCAGGUUCAGCAAGCUGCCCCGGGAGUUCCUCAAGAACCACCCCGUCGUGCACACGAUCGGCGUGGGCGCGGCGCACGACCCAAAGGCGCUGCUCGCCGUCGCCGAGGAAUCCGGCGGCACCUACUCCUUCGUCGACGACCGGAACGUCGACGGCAUCGCCGGCGCCGUCGCCGUCUGCCUCAGCGGGCUCAAGGCCGUCGCUGCCGUUGGCACGCGCCUCCGCCUCGAAGCCGCCGCCGGGACCGGGGUCAGGGUCGAGAGGGUUGAGUCGGGGGGCUACAGCACCGCUCUCGCCGGGGACAGGGCGUCCGGCGAGGUCACCGUCGGCGCCCUCUACGCCGGCGAGGCGAAGAGCUUCAUCAUCCACCUCCAAGUGCCCGCGGUUCCUCCGACGUCGACCUCCGUCGACGGCGCCGCUUGCGACAAGCAGCACCUGCUCACCGCCAGCUUCGUCGUCGGCCACGGCACCGCCACCGGAUACGGAGACGCUUCUCCGCCGACGAUCCAGGCCAUCUUGACGGUGCAGAGGCCGCCGGCUGAAGGCAUCGCCGCCGCCGCCUCCGCCACGCUGCAGAGAGUCCCCGUCCCCGUGGUGAUGGACCACAUCGUCCAGUUCGGCGUGCUGGACAUGGUCACCACCUUCGUCGAGAACGAGAUCUGGGAGCUCAGCUCCAUCACCGCCGAAGUGGGCGCCGCCAUGGCGGCGAAGCUCCAGAGCCGGUGGGAGGAGUUCGUGCAGGCUCGCCAGUUCUGGAGCGGCCUGGACCUGGGAGCCUUCGAGGUCGAGAUCAGCAAGAUGGUGAGCAUCCUCGCGGCGGCGGGUAGCAGCGGUGGCUCGUCGUCGCCGGCGUCGGCGUCGACGGCGUACAUUCUGUCGUGGCUGUCGAGCUACCAGAUGCAGCGGCCGACGGCCAUGGGCUCGCCGAGCAGCGUCGCCCCGGCGUUCGUCACGCUGAGCAUGCAGCUCACGGUGCAGCAGACGACGACGAUCCUCGUGGCAGCGCCUGGAAACGUCGAUGGCGGCGGCGCCGGCUGCCCGCCGUGCGAGUGUGACGAUGCCUGCGUGGAGCCGGUGCCGCCGCCGGUGUUUGUGGCGUCGGGACGGCACGACGACACCUACCGCGUCAACGGCGUGUACCCGCCCGUGUUGAUGGACGCCAUCAACCAAGCUGUUAACCAAAUGUACCUGGCCUUGGUUCAAGCGAGCAAUGUGAAGAGAUGCAACUCCUCCAACGGCGAGGUGCCGCCACAGCCACGGGCAAUCGCAUGAUCCGACGAGGAGAGAUGGCGAUGAUGGAGCGCGUUCUUGGAAGUGCAACUCUACCUUAUAUCCACGCUCAUCAUCGACCGAUCCAUAUAUAAGUAUAUGUACGUUGUGCCUGCAAUUUUGUUUGAGUAGUGCUGUUGUACUAUGCGUUGAGAAAUAAACUAGCUGCGGGCUGGUCACCGAUCAUGUCUUCAUGUGUGUACUUGGUGUUUGCGUUCCAUGUGACAGUGUUCACUUGUGUUCUCCUAUGUAUCAUGGAUCACAUCGUGUACGACAAUGGUGUUAUGGAAUAAAUAAAGGAUCAAUGCAGUAGAACU